Molecule: messenger RNA, 421 nt
Organism: Dothidotthia symphoricarpi CBS 119687
Lineage: Eukaryota; Fungi; Ascomycota; Dothideomycetes; Pleosporales; Dothidotthiaceae
Exons: 2
Coding region: 140-421 (93 amino acids)
Source: RefSeq, a predicted model, not a curated record
CUUAAGAAGGUCGAUAUACGUUUUUCCUGAUGGCAUCAACACAUCCUCAAACAAACACUCCUCAUAUUCAUAACCAACGACGCCUAGCCGCAUCAUUACAUACUCAAUCAAUACUAUCAAUUAUCAUUCUACGAUCAACAUGAGCGCUGCCCAAGGAGGACCUGCCGGCGACCCAGUCGACAAUGACUACCAGUCGCGCACUGGUCAGAACGAGAUUCCAGUACAGAGAGACGAAGCGCCCAUCGAGAGCAGCGAGUACGACAACGCCGAGGUGGCCAACUCUGACGAGCAGCUCGUCCGUGAUGACAAGGAUGCCAUAGACGAGAACAACAUCAUCGAGGAACGAACUCGAGGAGCUACUAAGAAGGCUGGUUCCUAUGCUGAGCCUGGGGAUGAGGAGGGACUUGAGGCGGCUGAGUAG